GUGAUCACAAAAAAUGAGGUAAAGAUGGUUUUACUCCCAAUUCAGUAAAGCAAAGCGCGUCAUAUUUGCUAGGUGCCAAGAGUCCAUGGUGCUUGCUUCGACUUCGACUUCGACUUUGGGUAUGAGAAGUUGAUAUGAAAAGUCGACAAUAUAAACUCCUGUCAAGUUGGAAAAUAGAGCGUUAUAGGUAGGCCGUCUUUCUUUGACGAGCGAGAGGUGAAAUAGUAGUUUUUACGGCAAAAAAUUGAAGAAGCCUCUAAAAAGAUGCACUCAAAUCUCCACUCAGCUGUUAUACUAUUUAUCAAUAUUCUAUGCCUUCUCCAUAUGCCCACAUCAUCUCUCUGUCAAGAUGACCAGCGAUUAUUCUGGAGGUGCGGUGAGCCAUUUAGAUGCGGCGACAUUUAUAUUAAUUACCCUUUCUGGGGAGGGAGCAAGCCAGAGUACUGUGGUCAUCCAAGUUUCGAAAUCAAGUGCGAGAGUAACAUCCCCAAAAUUGAUAUUGAAUCAACAACAUACAAAGUGAUAGCGAUCAACAAUACAACUCGAAUAGCAACCCUUGCUAGAGAUGAUUUACUGAGUGAUCUUUGUUUGGAUCGACCUGAGAAUGCCUCCUUAGAUUUAAACACUUUCAGCUAUGUUUCCAGUGACCUGAAUAUUACUCUGUAUUACGGCUGCACCUUCGUCGCUAAUCAGCAAAUGCCAAGUGACCCAAGAGUCUUCCCUUGUGGUGGCGGCACGUUUGGUUUAUACACGCUGAUCGGCGUUCCCUUCGGCUUACCUGGAGUGAGAUGCCAGAACCAAAUAAUAUAUAAGGUCAAUCAAACGAGUGCUGGGGCAUUAGCCAGUGGUACAACUUCGGUUGAAGUUCUGAGAACAGCCAUUGCUGGCGGUUUUUCAGUAAAUUGGACGGCACGUAUUGAUUCUGGUUGCCGACAGUGCUUUACAUCAGGUGGAAGAUGUGGAUCCAAUCCAGAUUCUGCAGCCUUUGCUUGCCAUUGCGCAGCUGGUACUCAUCCAACCGACUGCAGCGACGGACAAAACCAAGAUGGCUAUGCCGAUCCAGGAAAGAGGUUUAGCAUUUCCAAGAAAGUUGCAAUAGUUGGCUCAGUUGGUAUCGCAGGGCUGGUCAUAAUAUCAGUUUCAAUCAUUUAUUGCCUCAGCAGUCGAUGGUCAUGCUGUAAGCCACUGAUUUGCUGGAAGGUCAAAUCAGAAGAUCACAGAAUUGAAGAAUUUAUGAGAAACUAUGGAUCUCAUGCUCCAAAGCUGUACAGCUAUUCGGAUCUAAGGAAAAUAACAAGCUCAUUCAGCCAUAAAAUAGGACAGGGUGGCUUUGGUCAAGUAUACAGAGGAAAGUUACCUGAUGGCCGUGAAGUAGCUGUAAAAGUCCUGGCAGAAACUAAUGGUGACGGAGAAGAAUAUAUAAACGAGGUAGCCAGUAUGAGUAGAACUUCCCAUGUUAACAUAGUAGGGCUUUUGGGAUUUUGUUACCAAAGGAAUAGGAGAGCCUUAGUCUAUGAAUAUGUGUCCAAUGGUUCGCUGGACAAAUUUCUCAACAAUGGACCAUCUGGCACAACUUGUCCCUUGGGGUGGGCUACAUUAUACAGGAUUGCCAUUGGAAUUGCACGAGGCUUGGAUUAUUUGCACCGAGGCUGUAAUACAAGAAUUGUGCAUUUUGACAUAAAACCUCAUAACAUUCUCCUGGACCAGGAUUUCUGCCCCAAAAUAUCCGACUUUGGCCUCGCUAGAUUGUGCGAGAGAAAGGAGAGUAUUCUAUCAAUGUUGGGUGCCAGGGGAACUGCUGGAUACAUUGCUCCAGAAGUGUUCUCUAGAGCGUUUGGACACAUCUCUCACAAAUCAGAUGUCUAUAGCUAUGGUAUGCUUCUUCUUGAGAUGGUUGGGGUGAGAAACAAUGUUAAAGUGAGCCAAACUAGUGAAGUAUACUUUCCACAUUGGAUCUAUGAACAUCUCGAGUUGGGGAAGGACCUAAAUCUACAAGGUAUCAUGGACGAAGAAGAUGAAGAAAUAGCAAAGAAGAUGAUUUUAGUUGGCUUGUGGUGCAUUCAGGGCAAGCCGUCAGAUCGACCAGCAAUUGGGAAGGCAGUCGAAAUGCUGGAGGGAAGCCGUCACUCCCUACAAGUUCCACCAAACCAUGUCUUAUUUUCUCCAACAAAAGCCAUCCCCGAGUCGUUUACAUCAACAUACACAAUGACGUAGGAAAGGAAGUUCAUUUCUGGAGCCAAGUAUCUCUUCCAAGGUAAAAAAAGAAAAGAAAAAUUUGAUGCAAGUUUGUCAGAUUUUACUCUAUUUCAAACGAAAGUGUUGAUAAAUUUAGUGGGAUGUUAUCCCGAGGUUGAUCGCCACGAUAAUGUUUUGGAGCCAUUAGGCUCACUUGAUGCAAGUGGUCAAAGAUAAUCGAGAACGUAAGGGGGAUAUCUGGUUCCUGAAUCACAAAACUAGCUUCAAUGCGUUAAUAAAAUUAUUGCCAAUUGGUACCAAACAGGGAGAGAAUAUAAAUGUCACAUUAUGGUGUUACCAAGCA
Molecule: messenger RNA, 2539 nt
Organism: Capsicum annuum
Lineage: Eukaryota; Viridiplantae; Streptophyta; Magnoliopsida; Solanales; Solanaceae
Product: LEAF RUST 10 DISEASE-RESISTANCE LOCUS RECEPTOR-LIKE PROTEIN KINASE-like 2.4
Exons: 3
Coding region: 265-2214 (649 amino acids)
Biological process (GO): protein phosphorylation
Molecular function (GO): polysaccharide binding; protein kinase activity; ATP binding
Source: RefSeq, a predicted model, not a curated record